CGCCGAGAGGAUGGACAAGAACGUGCUCGCCCGCGCGACCGAGGACGCGGACGCGCCGACGCCGGGGUACCUCUACGGGGAGAUCGCGCGCAUGACGAACCACUCGUACGAGACCUGCAUGAAGGUGCAGGAGUACCUCAUCGGCCGCCUCAAGAAGAAGCAGCCCAACAUCAAGUACAAAGCGCUCCAGGUCAUCAAGCAAGUGUGUCGAGAAGGCCGCGGCGAGUUCCGCCGGGACAUGCAGAAGCACGUACCCCUCGUCAAAGAGGCGCUGCAAUUUCGGGGGCCGCCGGAUCCGUUGAAGGGCGACGAGUACUACCGCCGCGUGCGCGAAGCCGCGAAGGAGUGCCUCGAAGCCAUCUUUGAUACGAACACGGCGCCGAUUGCCGCGGCGGGCAUCCAAGGCCGCAUCAAGGGCGUCGGCAACCCGGACGCGAUGCAGCCCCAGCCCUCGGGCGGCUGGUCCAACAAGCUCUCGUGGGGCAGCAAGGAGCAGGCACCGACGCAGCACUUUAGCAACGGCAACUUCAACAACGGGCCGGGCCAGUACGGCGGCCAGGGCGGCUACGGCGGUCCCGGUGGGUAUGGUGGCCCCAAUGGCUACAACGGGCCGACGCCACCUGGCCAAGGCGGCUACGAAGGACCGGCGUACCCUGGUGGCGGCUCCAGCGGCUACAACGGACCGCCGUACCCGGGCUCGGAGGCGCCGCAGCAAGGCUAUGGUGGUCCCGCCUACCCUCCGAACGGUGCUCCCCCGGCGCCGUUUGGUGGUCCGCAGCUCACGGGCAUGGGCAACCCGCUCUUUGAGGACAAGAAAGACAAGGGUUUUCUCGAAAGCUUGAAGGACAAGGCGUCCAAGUUCCGCGCGAACGAGCCCCAGGUCACGUUCGCGGGCGGCCCGCCAGGCUCGCAGAAUCCCCCCGAGGGCUGGAGCUUUGCCACGAACCGCGGUCCGACGAGCGGCGCAUACAACCCCAACGCCAACUCGACGUACAACCCGUCCGAGCCGUACCGACCCACCACGUACGGCGGCCCCACGGGCUACAGUGCGCCCGGUGGCUCUGGCUACGGUGGCAGCAGCAACUACGGCGGUCCGCAAGACGAUCGGUCGUCGGCCGCCAAGGACCUCAAGCAGCGUGCCUACGAUGGCGACCGAAAGAAGGGCCGUGUCGGCGGUGUGUGGGAUGCGGUGCCGGCACCAGCCCCUGCGCCGGUGCCCGUGCGCCAGCCGUCGCAGUCGCCCGGCGACAAGUACCGCAACGAAGGUCGGUACUCGACCCCCGAUUGGAACAACACGGGCUCGACACAGCCGCCCAACUCGUAUGGCUACCGUCGUCCGUCGGACCCGCAGCCGGUCGUCGGCCAGACGUCGGGGGCGGCCUCGGACGGCUCGUACGAACGCAAUGUGAUCCAAGCGCUGUGCCCACCCGGCGGUAUGCGCGCCGUGCCGCCGAAAGACAAGCUGGAUGCGUUCCUCAAGAGCGCCUUGACGCUGGAUGCGGAGGUUGUCGGCCCGAUCCUCGACGAGUGCCUCGAGAACGACGCGUGGCAAGUGGUGUCGAAAGCGCUCACCGUCAUUGACGGCCUCCUCAACACGAGCGGCUGCGAAACGUUUCACGAGUACUUCGCCGACAACUAUGACGCGCUGCAGCAAGCCACGAAUUCGGAGAAGGCGGCCGUCCGCGACCGUGCGGUCAAGAUCCUCCAUACGCUCGGCCACUCGACGUCGGUGGCGCCGUCCGAGCCCAAGCCGCGAGCGGCGUCCCGCACGCACCGGGGCUCGACGGCCGCGAGCACCGAUCUCCUCGGCGGGUUCGAAGACCCGACCCGACCCCGACGGCGCCGGCCGCGUCGCUCUUUGAGGGCCUCCAGCCUUCGGCAGCAGCAGCGCCGACACCGGUGCAGGCGACGACCGACAUGUUCGGUGGGCUGACCCUCGGCGGCGGCGAGACCAAGCCGACGCCCACGAACCCCGUCGCGUCGUUCGACCCGCUGCUUCAGGUGCCGCAGCAGCAACUGCCCAUGCAGCAGCAAAUGCCCAUGCAGCAGCAGCAACAACAGAUGCACCCUCAGAUGCUCCUCCAGCAGCAGCAGCAGUACAUGCAACAAAUGCAGCAGAUGCAGCAGAUGCAGCAGAUGCAGUACAUGCAGCCGCAAGCGCCCAUGAUGCCCCGCGGCCCGGCCAUGAUGCAGCAAGGGCCGGUCAUGGGCGCGGCGAUGAUCCCAACCAACUACAUUGCCAAGACGAUCCAGGACCCGAACGAGGACGCGUCCAAGGCGUCGGGCUUCAACUUUAUGUCGAAGGACUCGUUCAGUUUUGUGCAAGACCACAUGAAGGGCUAAGAAAUAUGACUCCAGUGCACUAGGACGUAGACGGUUUUGACCAAGUAGCCACUAUAUACACUCCUCUUCUUUACCAUGUCCAACAAAGUACUCGAUCCCGU
Messenger RNA from Saprolegnia parasitica CBS 223.65, 2444 nucleotides. RefSeq lists its product as hypothetical. Gene Ontology annotation, cellular component: trans-Golgi network membrane. The record is from RefSeq and is a predicted model, not a curated record. Lineage: Eukaryota; Oomycota; Saprolegniomycetes; Saprolegniales; Saprolegniaceae. The transcript has 4 exons. The coding region runs from base 11 to 1933 and encodes 640 amino acids.